AUGUUCUGGCUGGCUUUCGAAAGUUUCGAAGAAUUCAAGUCAACACAGAUGCUUGGACAAUGUAUUGACACAGAUGCUAGGGAAUUGUAUGGCCGCCAAAGUUUACUGGCCUUUAGUAUGGCUGGUGGUUAUAUCGUACAGAAUGUUUCGGGACUAGAAUACUUGACUGGAAACUGGAGACAAAGGGCCAAUGUUUUCCCAACUUCAAAUCUUUCAACUCGUGUGUUGACGAUCGGCAUACCGACAAUAAAAAGGGAGAAUAAAACAUACAUAUUUGAAACAUUAGAUUCUCUUUUCAACUGUUCUACCGAGAAAGAGCGUGAAAACAUUUACAUUGUCAUACUCCUAGCGGACUUCAAUAAGGAAUGGAGAGACGAUAUGAUUAUAAUGCUCAAACAGAAGUAUCCAGGCCCUGUUCAAACAGGUCUAAUACAGGUUAUUGAGGCACCAACCCAGUUUUACCCGCCAUUUACAAAUCUACAUCACACAUAUGCAUUUCAUUCCAAGGAGAAACGGAAAUGGCGCGCAAAGCAGAAUUUCGACUAUGCCUUUUUGUUUAUGUACAGUAAACCACUGUCCAGCUACUACAUGCAAUUAGAGGACGAUGUUUACACAAUUCCUGGAUAUAUUUCACGCAUUCAAAAUCAUCUAUUGUUUCAUAGAGAUUGGGUUUGUUUGGAAUUUUCUGAGUUAGGAUACAUCGGAAAGACUUAUCACUCCUCAGAUUUAGAAAAACUGGCAAAAAUGAUAUUACUGUUCUAUGUAGAACAACCUGGAGAUUUUACAUAUUUACAUUUCAAUACUUUGAUGUUACAGUUCCACAGAAUAAUAGUUCAACCAACUUUGUUUCAACAUGCUGGUUUACAAUCUUCUCUCCGAGGAAAGAUUCAGGAUUUGAAAGAUAACCUUUUCGCUUCCGAACCCAAACUGUUCCAUGGAGAUAAUCCCCCUGCUAAAAUGCUUACAACUAUACCGAAUCUUAACCCUAGAAAUCCGUUAUUUACGGCGUACGAUAUGGCAAAUGGUAUUUUCUGGACAAAAUGCGCUCCGAGAAUAAAUGAUACGAUCACGAUUGUGUUUGAUACCCCCCAACCAAUUGAUCAAGUAAUAAUUGAUACUGGAACAAUAAACAAACCAAAGGAUAUUCUUUCGAAUGGAAGACUGGAUGCCGGCUUCAGUGUUGUUAAGAAUCAUACUAGUAGUAAGUGUUCACAAGAUGUGUUUCUAGGAACUUUCAAAGAUGGGAAGAUAAAUGCUACAAACGUAGCUGUUAAACUUGGCUGCAACAAGGUGCAUUGUUUAAGUAUAACCGUAACAAAGAACCAACCAUAUUGGCUAAUUCUUAGAGAAAUCGCAGUAUUUACAAAUAAUCUUUCAAAAACUGGAAAAAUCGUAAAUCCUUAA
Ylistrum balloti is the source of this 1404-nucleotide messenger RNA. RefSeq names its product alpha-1,3-mannosyl-glycoprotein 4-beta-N-acetylglucosaminyltransferase C-like. The record is from RefSeq and is a predicted model, not a curated record. Gene Ontology annotation, biological process: protein N-linked glycosylation. Gene Ontology annotation, molecular function: acetylglucosaminyltransferase activity. The transcript has 3 exons. Bases 1 to 1404 code for a protein of 467 amino acids. NCBI's taxonomy places the organism in Eukaryota, Metazoa, Mollusca, Bivalvia, Pectinida, Pectinidae.